This is a messenger RNA of Closterium sp. NIES-65, 1959 nucleotides long. The record is from the annotation of a GenBank genome assembly. NCBI's taxonomy places the organism in Eukaryota, Viridiplantae, Streptophyta, Zygnematophyceae, Desmidiales, Closteriaceae.
AUGGACGAGAGAGCCGCCAGUCAGAAGCCGAUAAAGGUGGCGGUGGCGGUGGACGGCAGCGAGAACAGCAUCGAGGCUCUGCGAGCCGCCAUCCGCAUGUUCGGCCCCACGGCCAAGGAGAUCCAUAUCGUGCACGCGCGCCGCCCCUUCGACCAUGAUUUUGACGUGGAAAAUACGCCCCUAUGGCAGCAGCCUUUUCAGCGCAUGGAGCGCCAAUCGCGCGCCGACUCGCGCGAGCUUCUUGGCAUCUGCUGCCAGAUGGCCGCGCAGGAGACGCAGCGCGUGCGCCCCGCGGAUAAGAGCGCGGAGAGGGCGGGAAGCGGCGCCAGUUGCGGCAGCACAAAUAGCAGUCCGGACAGCAGUCCCGGGCACAGCGCGGAAAGCAGUCCGACCAGCCAUGGGGGGCGCGGGGUGGUUGUGGAAGCAGCGAGUAUGGGGGUAGGCGGGUUAGAAGUGAAAGGUGUGGAGUUAAGAGGCGACCCGCGCGACGUGAUUAGCAACUAUUCGAAAUACGUGGGCGCGGAUAUGCUGGUCAUGGGCUCGCGAGGAAAUAGUAUGCUCAAAAGGUUCCCCAUGGGCAGUGUGAGCAACUACUGCAUGCGCAAUGCUGCUUGCCCUGUUCUCAUAGUCCCAGCUCCAGCCGCAGGCCCCACAGCGUGUUCCGUCGUUUCCUCCCUUUUUCUUGCCUCCGGCGGCGGCAGCGGUAGCGAGACGAACAUUGCUGCGUGGCUGUAUGGGGUGGAAGAUGUUCGUUUGCUUCCUGCACCCACCCCCUCGGAACUGGGGCCUCACGACGUGCGGGUGCGGGUGAGAGCCGUGGGAAUAUGCGGCAGCGACGUGCAUUACUAUAAGCACAUGCGCAUCGCAGACUACGUAGUGAACUCCCCCAUGGUGCUAGGCCACGAGAGCGCAGGCACGGUGCUGCAAGUGGGCUCGGCAGUGACCCGCUGCAAGCCCGGGGACGCAGUGGCCAUGGAGCCGGGGCGCGGGUGCCUUGCUACAGCCGCCGCGUGUGCGCACUGCGCGGGGGGCGCUGGCCGCUACAACCUGUGCCGCGACAUGCAGUUCUUUGCCACGCCGCCCGUGCAUGGAUCGCUGGCCAAUGAGGUGAUCCACCCGGACUUCCUCUGCUUCCCCCUGCCGCCCUCCGUGUCUCUAGAGGAGGGCGCCAUGUGUGAGCCGCUCAGUGUCGCCGUACACGCCUGCCGCCGCGCCCUUGCCGCCGGCCCCGCCAUCCUCCCCCUCACACACCCCUCUCACUCCUCAGUCCCGCCUUCCUCCGCCCCCACCACUACCUCCUCCUCCUCCUCCUCCACUCCCUCCUCGCCAUUCUCCUCGGAGCCGUCACUUGCCGGGUUGCAUGUGGCAGUGGUGGGAGCGGGUCCCAUAGGCCUGCUCGUGGCCAUGACUGCCCGCGCUCUGGGUGCCGCUGCUGUUGCCGUUGCGGAUGUUAGCAGGGACCGGGUGGCGUUUGCGGAGGAGGUGUUGUUGGGUGGUGGAGAGGGCGAGGGAGGAGGGGAGCGGGAGAAGGGGUGUGGAAUACGAGUGCUGCAGAUGGAAGCGGGUGCAACGGCUGAAGCCAAUGCCGCCCGGCUUCUAGAAGCAUGCUCGGGCACCAUCCACGUCACCAUGGACUGUGUUGGCAUCACCGCCACCAUGCGCACGGCUCUCCAUGCCACGUCAGCAGGAGGACGCGUUGUGCUCAUAGGCAUGGGAGAAACCGAGCCUGAGAUGUCCCUACCUAUAGCUUCGGCCGUGGCUCUCCGGGAGGUUGACAUUGUGGGUGUGUUUCGUUACUGUCACACGUAUGACACAUGCGUUGCGCUGUUGCGGGACCGGCGCGUUAAUGUGAAGCCACUUAUAACGCAUCGAUUUGGGUUCUCGCAAGGAGAGGUGGAGGAGGCGUUUAGAGUGAGUGCGGGAGGAGGGAAGGCGAUCAAGGUCAUGUUCAAUCUGUAG